Messenger RNA from Colletotrichum paranaense, 1140 nucleotides. Its product is annotated as OB-fold nucleic acid binding domain-containing protein. Bases 1 to 1140 code for a protein of 379 amino acids. The record is from RefSeq and is a predicted model, not a curated record. NCBI's taxonomy places the organism in Eukaryota, Fungi, Ascomycota, Sordariomycetes, Glomerellales, Glomerellaceae. The transcript is spliced from 2 exons.
AUGCAGGCAUCCGACGUCCACGCCCUGAAGACCGUGCCUGAAUAUGAAGGUAAAAUUGCCGCCAACAUGCAUAUUCAAAACUUCUACUUCUACAAGAACCUGCCUAUCAAAUGGGCACGCAUCGUCGGCAUCGUCGUCGCCGUGGACGACUUCCCGGGCCGGCGCAUCUACACGGUUGACGACAGCAGCGGGGCUUGCAUCGAAUGCACAGUCGCGACAAAGACACCGCCGUCCGACAAAAGCGCUACCAAUCUGGACACCAACGGGUGGUUCACCAAACGACCGCAGCCGCAGCCUCCUGCCGACUGCGUCGACGUAGAUGUCGGCACCGUCAUCGACAUCAAGGGAGGACUGACUAUGUUCCGUGAGGAGAUGCAGAUCAGGAUCGAAAAGGUCAAGAUCCUCCGGUCCACGGAGGAAGAAGUGGCGCUGUGGGAGAAGCGGACGCGGUUCCGGAACGAGGUGCUUCAGCCGCCGUGGGUGCUUAGUGAGAGGCAGAUUCGGAAGUGUAAGAAGGAAGGGAUGAGGGAUGCCGAGAGCGAGGAGAGGAAGCGCAAGAGGGAGAGGAGGCGCGAGGAGAGGAAGAAGGAGGAGGAGGAGAUGCGGCACAAGACUGAGGCUGCCGAGGCGGCGGCUGCGCAGGAGAACCGGUAUCGUGCAUACAAGUUGAAGAAAGCAGAUGGAUCGCGGCCGAUGGUACAGACCAGCCAGGUCGUUACGGCGGUUCCAACUACAACAGUGGCUGCAGCUGCACAUAUCGUGGAGGAUCGAUACCGUGCCUACAAGUUGAGGAAAGGAGACGGAUCGCACCCGAUUGCGUAUGCUGGCCAAGUCAUCGCGGCGGUACCGACAGAGGCUACGGCUGCGUCGGUCGUGGAGGACCGAUAUCGUGCCUACAGUCUGAAGAGGGGGCACUCAACCCAAGAACAGCAGCCACAACGAGUCACGAGGCCGGCCCCGAGUCCGGCCGCGGAAGACCGUUAUACAGCCUACAAGAUCAAGAAAGGAGGAGACCGUCGGCCGGUCAUGAGGCCAGAUGCUACGGCUAUUGACACCGCUGCUGCCGAGGCCGUGGAAGAUCGGUACCGCGUUUACAAGGUGGGCAGGUCUGGGGCUAAUAGCCUGGAGAAGAAAAGAUGA